CUAUCUAUCCUCCAAUGGACACCUCUAGGCAAUCGUCAAGCAAUGGGCAAGACUUCCUCAACAUCCCGCCUGAACUUACCAGGACGAUAUGCUUGGGCCUUUGCCGAAGUGAUCGGUCCAGUUAAUCUCCUAUUCAUCCUUUACGUGUUGCCCUCGAAAGUGAAGCCUGAGCCGGCCGCAGACUCCAGUCUUCUUGGGACAGGUCUUUCUCUUCAGAUGGAGAUCAUGGGAGUCUUAUAUGUGCUACAUUACGUCAACCGUGCAUUGGUCACACCUUUGUAUCUUGCACCUAGCAUCUCUCCAAUUCAUCCGUUGGUUUCUGCUAUGAUGGCAACAUUCCAGUUCGUCAACUCCAGUAACCUCGCGUGUUGGCUUAUCUACACCAGCCUCGCAAUAGACUUCAAAGAAACUCCUAUCUUCUCAAUGGGCGCGGUCUUUGGGUUAGCUGUCUUCUUCACGGGCUUCGUCGGCAAUGUUCGAGCAGAUGCAAGACUAUUUGACCUCAGGCGGGGGGCGGCGAAACGCAAAGCAAAGUCGGAAGGCAAGGCACUCAUUACAUAUGACAAGGUCUAUGUCAUUCCCCCGGCACAAGGCAUGUUCAAACACAUCUUGUACCCUCAUUACGCUUUUGAAUGGCUGGAAUGGACUGGAUUCUACAUCUUAGGAGGCUCAUGGGGCUUGGGCUGGGGGUAUGAGAGCGCUGCACUCUGGUUUGUUAUUGUGGAGUUCGCCACCAUGCUCCCACGAACAGUCAGUGGCCGUCAAUGGUACGAGCAAAAGUUCGGUAAGCGUGCUGUCUCUGGCCGCGCAGGGGUAAUACCUUGGUUGAAUUUAUAA
Molecule: messenger RNA, 837 nt
Organism: Exophiala mesophila
Lineage: Eukaryota; Fungi; Ascomycota; Eurotiomycetes; Chaetothyriales; Herpotrichiellaceae
Exons: 1
Coding region: 43-837 (264 amino acids)
Biological process (GO): lipid metabolic process
Molecular function (GO): oxidoreductase activity, acting on the CH-CH group of donors
Source: RefSeq, a predicted model, not a curated record